Colletotrichum higginsianum IMI 349063 is the source of this 630-nucleotide messenger RNA. RefSeq names its product CAP22 protein. The coding region runs from base 1 to 630 and encodes 209 amino acids. Lineage: Eukaryota; Fungi; Ascomycota; Sordariomycetes; Glomerellales; Glomerellaceae. The record is from RefSeq and is a predicted model, not a curated record. The transcript is spliced from 2 exons.
AUGCACUUCAACUGCAUUACCCUCUCCCUCGCUGCCGCCGCCUUCGUGCAGGCUGGCAUCCAGUUUGAUAGCGACGAAAUCCCAAGGCAGUGCAACGCUGUAUGCCGCCCCAUCUUCAGCCUCACUCAGGCCUGCAAGGUCAACGACAAUCUAGUCAACAACCUCACUAAGGACCAACUUGAGGCCCAGUGCGUCUGCACCAACAACAGCAUCAACGUCGCCCAGUACGCCGCCCUAUGCGCCAGCUGCACGGAACAGAACAUUGAGGACGUCGGGGACGUCGGGGACCUUGAUGAUGGGUCUUCACUUGAGAAGCGGCUUUUGCAGUCCAAAGAAGUGCAGAAAAAUACGCCAGAUAUCAAUGACAUUAUGAGGACCUGCGGCUUCGCCAGCACCUUAUACGUCGCUACUGCCUCCUACGCCUCCACUACGCCUUCCGUAUCCGCCGCCCGCCUUAGCAACUCAGCCCACCUAACCACCACCAUCACCCCAGGAUCCAGCGCCAGCUACAGCUCCAGGAACAAUAACAACAACAACGGCGGCAGCAGCAACGCCACCCCUACCAACGGCAACCAGGCCACCCAGACCCCUAAUGCUGCCGGCAUUCGUAAAAAUAAACUUAUCUACUAG